Messenger RNA from Drosophila subpulchrella, 1397 nucleotides. RefSeq names its product proto-oncogene serine/threonine-protein kinase mos (gene Mos). Gene Ontology annotation, molecular function: protein kinase activity; ATP binding. The record is from RefSeq and is a predicted model, not a curated record. The transcript has 3 exons. Gene Ontology annotation, biological process: signal transduction; protein phosphorylation; negative regulation of metaphase/anaphase transition of meiotic cell cycle. Bases 88 to 1182 code for a protein of 364 amino acids. Gene Ontology annotation, cellular component: cytoplasm. NCBI's taxonomy places the organism in Eukaryota, Metazoa, Arthropoda, Insecta, Diptera, Drosophilidae.
GAGACCGGGCAAAAAGAAGGCCAUGUGGAUUAUUUAUAUUUCAAUAAAAUUUCAAGUUCGAAUAGGUCGCUUUUAGUAGGCAGACAAAUGGGCGAGCUUUUGCUGAAUACGCCAAAGAGAAGGCAAUUGCUCAAGGAUGGCCACCCCGUUUCCACCAGGUGCCAGAUACUAGGACGCGGAGCCUACGGCACGGUUUUCAAAGCUAUAUACCGGGAUCGGUCCGUUGCUGUGAAAAUCAUUCGAGCCCAGGCUUCUUCAACACUGCACAAUGAAUCGCAUUUGAUGAACUUGCAGCACAGGAACAUUGUGCGGCUUCUAAAACUAGAAUCCGCCGUGGAAUUCGGCUUGGUCAUCAUGGAAUGUCCCAGGGGACAAUGCCUGCAGAGGAUCGUAGACACUUUGGCGCUGCCACUGAUGCAUAGGGUUUUGAUAACCCUGGAUGUGGUCGCUGCUCUGAGAUACUGUCAUUCCCAGAACGUAUUACAUCUGGAUGUAAAGCCAACCAAUAUAUUGGUUGCCCUGGGAAUAACAUCUUCGGGGGUUGGCAAUUUAUCCAAGGUAAAACGCAGUUACAUCUGCAAGCUCUGUGAUUUUGGUUCCUCCAUUGAGAUGGGCGAAUCUUGCGCCAGACCAGAGCAAACUAGUGCCAAUGGAACCCUGAGAUAUAUGUCUCCAGAAGUGCUACGAUCAGACACUCUAUCCGAGGCCUCCGAUAUCUACUCCCUGGGCAUUACAAUGUGGCAACUGCAGGCCCGCAGAUUGCCCUAUCACCCGCUCGAUUGCAAUGAAACCAUAGCCUACCAGGUGGUCAAGCACGAACUUCGGCCGGAUAAGUACCAUCAAUUAAAGAUUCUAGCUCUAGAUUGCCCCAGCGACUGCGAUUGGAACUUUGUCAAUGAAAACGACGCCGACGUGAUAUGCAAGAGGGCCAGUGCCUCGGCCCGCCGUAAUCUGAGCCUCGAUCCAUCUUACACCGCCGGCCGUGAUCUGAAAAAGAAAUGCCGCCGGAACCGAUUAGCACUCCACUUCGAUUGUCAUAGCCCGGGGCCAGAGGCCAGUGCGUGCUUGGAAAGCGCCUACUCCAAACUUUACAAGAGCUGCUGGGUCAGCGCCCCGGAAUCUCGUUUGGGCUCCCUCCAGCUGAAGCAUGAACUGGAACUCAUUCUUUGCCGUACCACCUAAGUAGUUUAAGAGAUCGUGUUUGUUUGCGUUUUACGUUACUGAUUAGUAGUACCCGCCCAUACAUAUCUAUGUAAGAUUUUACCAACCCGCCGCGAUAACCGUUUUCGAGAGGCGAGGCCACUGGUUAGGUCAAUAAUUUAUUUUUCUGUAACUUCUUUUGUUUAUUUGUACUCGCUACGCUAAGAAAAUACAAUUAUAAUGUUUAUACGAGCUUA